Aspergillus versicolor CBS 583.65 is the source of this 1416-nucleotide messenger RNA. RefSeq lists its product as uncharacterized. Gene Ontology annotation, cellular component: membrane. Gene Ontology annotation, biological process: transmembrane transport. The record is from RefSeq and is a predicted model, not a curated record. Lineage: Eukaryota; Fungi; Ascomycota; Eurotiomycetes; Eurotiales; Aspergillaceae. The transcript has 8 exons. Gene Ontology annotation, molecular function: transmembrane transporter activity. Bases 1 to 1416 code for a protein of 471 amino acids.
AUGAACAAACGCAACAGCUGCACUGUCUCCAUCCCGACAGACCCGGUCGAGAUCUCCAUCGAUUGGAGCGAAGAGGAAGAAGCUCGUGCCCGGCGAAAGGUUGAUGUAGUCCUUCUUCCAUGUUUUGUGCUGGCCUUCUUCGCUCUGCAAAUUGACCGCGCCAACAUCGCCAGCGCCCUGACUUCUACCAUCACCGAGGACCUGCAUAUCACGACAAAUCAGAUCAACGUGGGCAACCAGCUUCUGUCGCUCGGUAUUUUCCUCUUCGAAAUCCCCUCAAAUAUCCUACUUCAAAGGGUCGGACCACGCCCUUGGCUGUCGAUACAGAUAUGCGCCUGGAGUCUAGUUGCAACAUUUCAGGCCUUUAUCCAGAGCCAUGGGGCCUUUCUCGCAACGCGAUUGCUGCUCGGAAUCAUGGAGGCCGGCUUCAUUCCUGGCUCGCUUUAUUACAUUUCGAGCUGGUACAAGAAAAGCGAAAUAAGUGUACGAGUUGCGCUCUUCUACCUCGGCCAGAACUUUGCCUCUGCAACAUCCAGCCUUCUCGGGGCAGGCCUGCUCACUCUCGACGGCCGUGCCGGGAUGGCAGGAUGGCGAUGGCUCUUCCUGGUCGAUGGCAUCAUUAGCUUCGUCAUCGGCGUCCUCUUCGUCCUCUUUAUCCCACCACACAGAGGCAACGGCAACCCGCUGGUAACCUUCAACCGCUGGAGCUAUUUCACCACCCGCGAGAGCCAGAUCCUCAACGACCGAGUCCUCCUCGACGAUCCCACCCAAGCAGCGACGGGGGCAAUGCGGAUUUCCACACGCGAUAUCGGACACACGAUCCGUCGGCCGCGCAUGUGGCUACACAUCCUGGUAUCUGUGACCAGCGUCUGCGCGGUACACAGCCUGAUGACUUACGCACCGCGCAUCAUUAAGCUGUCUGGGUUCAGCACCGUCCAGUCGAACGCGCUGUUCUCCGUUGCACCCUACUUGGCCAUGGUUAUAAAUUGUUCUCUGGCGUAUCUUUCAGAUUGCUCCGGCCAUAGAGGCCUUCUCGCCCUCGUGGCCGCAAGCUGGUUGACUGUCGCAGCAGGAUUUCUGACUUCCCUGGCCCACGUCUCGAAGUGGACUCGCUACGUGCGCCUAGUUAUGGCCGGAACUCCCUACUCGGCGAUCCAUGCUCUCAAUGUCGGCUGGAUGCUGUCAAAGACAACAGGGCCGCAAGACCGCAGUAUAUCCUCAGCGCUCAUCAUCAUGGCCUCGAAUCUAGGUGGCAUCCCGUCCGGGCAGAUAUUCCGAGAAGGCGAUGCGCCCCUCUAUCACCGUGCGUUCUCGGCUGUUACGGCGCUCGCGGGAGUCGCGUGGGUUCUCACUGCUGUGCUUUCCGGGUAUGACUUGCGGCGAGGCAGGCGGAGGGAGGGGGGGGCGAACUGCUGA